Molecule: messenger RNA, 2241 nt
Organism: Arabidopsis lyrata subsp. lyrata
Lineage: Eukaryota; Viridiplantae; Streptophyta; Magnoliopsida; Brassicales; Brassicaceae
Product: crooked neck-like protein 1
Biological process (GO): mRNA splicing, via spliceosome; spliceosomal complex assembly
Cellular component (GO): precatalytic spliceosome; U2-type catalytic step 2 spliceosome; post-mRNA release spliceosomal complex
Molecular function (GO): protein binding
Source: RefSeq, a predicted model, not a curated record
UCAAGUUCACAUGUCGGAAAAGUAAGUUUAUCUUUUUGUUUUUGGCAGUAAGUUCAUACGAAAAGGAAAUUUGGGUUCUAUAAAAUAUUAGGGUGUGUAACACAAAUCGAGUUAACAAAUCACACAAUUCGAGAUCAUGUUUCCAAGGGCAGUGAAGAACAAAACCCCAGCGCCGGUGCAAAUCACGGCUGAGCAGCUUCUAAGGGAAGCUCGACAAAGAGAAGACACUCAGAUCCUGCUGGUCCCUAAGCAGAAAAUCACUGAUUCCGAUGAACUUUCCGACUACAGACUCCGACGUCGGAAGGAGUUUGAGGACAAGAUCCGCGGCGCAAAAACGAACAAUCAAGUUUGGGUGAGGUAUGCGGAUUGGGAAGAGUCGCAGAAGGAUCACCGUCGUGCUCGGAGCGUUUGGGAACGAGCUUUGAGAGACGAGAGUUACAGGAACCAUACGCUCUGGCUCAAAUACGCAGAGUUUGAGAUGAGGAACAAAUCCGUCAACCAUGCGAGGAACGUUUGGAAUGAAGCCGUGAAGGUUCUCCCUCGCGUGGACCAGCUCUGGUUCAAGUUUAUUCACAUGGAGGAGAUACUUGGGAAUAUCGCCGGAGCUAGAGAGGUAUUUGAACGGUGGAUGGUUUGGUCACCGGAUCAACAAGCUUGGCUCUCUUUUAUCAAAUUCGAACUUAGGUAUAACGAAAUCGAACGCGCAAGAUCGAUUUACGAGAGAUUUGUGCUUUGCCAUCCAAAAGCUUCUUCCUUUAUUCGAUAUGCCAAGUUUGAGAUGAAGAACCGUCAAGUUUCGCUUGCAAGGAUUGUGUACGAACGCGCCAUUGAGAGACGUGAAGAAGAAGCUGAGAUGAUCUUUGUGGCCUUUGCUGAGUUUGAAGAAGGGUGCAAAGAAGUGGAACGGGCUAGGUUUCUUUACAAGUUUGCUCUUGAUCAUAUCCCUAAAGGAAGAGCUGAGGAUUUGUAUAAGAAGUUUGUGGCGUUUGAGAAACAGUAUGGGGAUAAGGAAGGGAUUGAUGAUGCCAUUGUUGGCGAGAGAAAGCUUCUGUAUGAAGGUGAAGUGAGGAAGAACCCUUUGAACUAUGAUUCCUGGUUCGAUUACAUUAGGUUGGAGGAGACUUUGGGGAAUAUAGAUAGGAUCAGAGAUCUCUAUGAGAGGGCUAUUGCUAAUGUUCCACCCGCCCAGGAGAAACGAUACUGGCAGAGAUAUAUCUACUUGUGGAUUGAUUAUGCACUUUUUGAAGAGAUUGUAGCUGAAGACGUGGAGCGUACUCGAGCUGUGUACAGAGAAUGCCUUGUGCUUAUCCCGCACUCCAAAUUCUCUUUCGCCAAGAUAUGGUUGCUCGCUGCACAGUUUGAGAUCAGGCAACUGAAUCUCUCCGGUGCUCGGCAGAUAUUAGGAAACGCCAUUGGCAAAGCUCCAAAGCAUAAGAUUUUCAAGAAAUACAUUGAGAUCGAACUCCACUUGGGAAACAUAGAUAGAUGUAGAAAACUGUACACGCGGUAUCUUGAAUGGUCUCCUGAGAGUUGCUAUGCUUGGAUCAAGUUUGCUGAGUUUGAGAGGUCUCUUGCUGAAACAGAACGAGCUAGAGCUAUAUUUGAACUUGCAAUAUCUCAGCCUGUUCUUGACACCCCCGAGCUGCUAUGGAAGGCAUACAUUGAUUUUGAGAUAUCACUAGGGGAAUUAGAGAGGACACGAGCUUUAUAUGAGCGACUCUUGGACCGUACAAAGCAUUACAAGGUGUGGCUUAGUUUUGCAAAGUUUGAAGCUUCUGCUGCUCAAGAUACUGAUGUUAUUCUUGAACACGCCAGAGCGAUUUUCGAUAGAGCCAACACAUACUACAAAGAGUCCAAACCGGAGCUCAAGGAAGAACGAGCUAAGCUGUUGGAGGAUUGGCUGAACAUGGAGGCCAGCUUUGGUAUUCCCGGGGAUGUUAGUGCUGUUCAAUCGAAGCUCCCAAAGAAGCUCAAGAAGAGAAAGCCAAUCACUAGAGAAGACGGUGAAACAGAGUAUGAAGAAUACAUUGAUUAUUUGUUCCCAGAAGAAUCACAGACGAUGAAUCUCAAGAUUCUUGAAGCUGCUCAUAAAUGGAAGAAGCAGAAGGUUGCUGCUUUCUGAGGAUUAUUACUAUUUUAAGUUUAUUUCUGAGAGUUGUUUUGUUUUCUUACUUCUCUGUACAUUCUCACUUUAUCUGUUUAAUUUAGCAGUCACUUUUAUUAUCCAAGAAAAUUCAAAUC